This is a messenger RNA of Thalassophryne amazonica, 7622 nucleotides long. RefSeq names its product DNA-binding protein RFX7. Gene Ontology annotation, biological process: regulation of transcription by RNA polymerase II. The transcript is spliced from 10 exons. NCBI's taxonomy places the organism in Eukaryota, Metazoa, Chordata, Actinopteri, Batrachoidiformes, Batrachoididae. Gene Ontology annotation, molecular function: RNA polymerase II cis-regulatory region sequence-specific DNA binding; DNA-binding transcription factor activity, RNA polymerase II-specific. The record is from RefSeq and is a predicted model, not a curated record. Bases 280 to 4827 code for a protein of 1515 amino acids.
GCUUGGCGCAGGUCUGUGGCGCUCCUGCCUGCUGCAGGCGUGCUAUUUGCGGCAGCGGAGACCUCUGCGAAAUGCUUUUGUAUGGGCGAGUGAAACCUUUUUUUAAUUUUGGGUUUGCGUGCCGGGGGGUGAGCUCUCAGCGUUCGGUGGCCAUGCUGUGCGGGGGGCCGAGCGGGCUGUCCUAGCUGCCUGAGCCGCUCCAGCAGCGGUGGGUCCGGUGCGGUGCACAGCCAGAGAUGAGGCCUACUUGUUAAAGCUCCACACCGCCCCUCCGCCGCGAUGGAUGAUGAUCAACAACAAGCUGCUCAGAAGCCUGCCUCCGGAUUAGGGUCUCUUCCAGCGGUGGUACCGGGACUCCAGGGCCCAGAAGCUAACGCGUUACAGUUCAAAAUCAAGAAUUCAAUUUGCAAAUCUGUACAAUCAAAAGUGGACAACAUAUUGCAAGAUGUUGAGAAGUUUACAGACAUUGAAAAACUCUACCUCUACCUUAAGUUGCCUUCUGGUCCCAGCAGUGGCAAUGAUAAAAGUUUCCCCAUAUCUAUUCAUCACCCAAAACCCCCAAUUCUGCACAUUUGGACUGAGAAUGAGAGGGGGUCCUCCACUCCUGGAUUAUGCGAUCAGAGUUCCAUGUCGUCGAGCCGUACUCAACAGAUGUAUGCCUUCAACUGGAUACGGAAUCACUUAGAAGAGCACCCAGAGACGUCCCUCCCAAAGCAAGAGGUGUAUGAUGAAUACAAGAGCUAUUGUGACAAUCUCGGCUACAAUCCACUGAGUGCAGCAGACUUUGGAAAGAUCAUGAAGAAUGUCUUUCCUAACAUGAAGGCACGUCGACUGGGCAUGAGGGGCAAAUCCAAAUACUGUUAUAGUGGUUUAAGGAAGAAAGCUUUUGUUCACAUGCCAUCUUUGCCCAGCUUGGAUCUGCAGAAAUCUGGUGAUGGGUGCGAGCUGAUGGAACCAACGGGUCAGUCGCCAAGUGCUGAAGAUGAAAUGCGAUCGGCCGCCUGUGGUCUUGUCUGUGAAUGGGCCCAAAAGGUCCUGAGUCGUCAGUUUGAUAAUGUGGAGGACUUGGCCCGGUUUCUGCUCAAUAGCCACUACAUCGGUACUAAGUCCAUGGCUGCUCUCACUGUUAUGACUGGAACACCAACAGGAAUGAAGACUCCAACUCCAGCCUCUGCAUUUGUGCCCACAGCUGAAGCAAAUUCUUUCCAGCCCCAGGUGAAGACUCUGCCCUCUCCCUCUGUUGACGCAAAGCAGCAGCUUCAGCGCAAAAUCCAGAAAAAGCAACAGGAGCAGAAGCUUCACUCGCCCCUGCCUACUGAGACCCAGGUCAAGAGAACUGAGGCCAGUACCCCGGGUCCAACCAUCCCAUGUGGCAGCCCUGCUCUGCUCUCUCCGCAGCCCACAAUAGGGAUUGUUGUAGCAGCUGUUCCAAGCCCAGUCACGGUACAGAGAAGCAGGCAGUUGAUGACCUCGCCCAGCCCUGUGGGGACGGCGGAAGGGAAGGUGCUACCUGUCAACUUCCAAGUGGUCACUCAGUCUAUCAAACAGUCCCCCAAGACUUCCCAAAAUAUUUCAGCUAGUCCUGUGAGUGACCGGCUAGCACGGCACGGUACACGUUAUGCUCAAAUUCUGCCCAAGCCCUCUGCCACUAGUGCCAUCACGCUGCGUUCACCCCCCACCCUGCUCAUCACCAACAGCCCCAUAAAAACUGUAAUGCCCACUCCCCACGUCAGCUCAGUCAAUGUGGUGAAAAUGACGGCAAUCGCUUUGACUCCCAGCAACAGCAGCACUAGCAACAACAGCAGCACAACCGUGCGGCCUGCCUCAGCAGGCGUGAGUGCCACCGCUGCUUCAGAUGAUUCCCAGCAGUCACACAGUGGGACCUUGGUUGCCCCCCAGUCUCCUGUAGUCAGAACCAGUGCCACACCAUCCACUGACAUCAAAGUAGUGUCUGAAGCUGGAAAUGACAGUAACGCCACUCCUGGCACAGAGAAACAGGGUGCUCUUCAAAGCCCGGCUAUUGGGGCUAAAGAGGAACGAUUAGCUAAGUUCCGGGCUGCCAGUGAACCAAACUUUCUGGUUAAGUGUUCUCCAGGACCAGAUAAAGGGGCAAGAAUAAAAAGUGACCCCAUAUCCCCUCCCACCUCAGUAGCUAUAGCUGGGACUCAGGACAGCAAUAAUGGUAACUACCAUGACAGUACUUUGUACUUGACUGUUGAUAAUCACAACUCCAAUGGCAACAUGUCAUCCAAUGGCUCCUCUGCUGUUAGUCCAUUAUCUAAAGAUUCCUGCCCAGAUGUUAAGAGCCCCAGGAAACGUACAGGACCAGGUGGGGAAUCCCAUGUGAUUCCUGUGAAGAGGGUGUUCAUCUCUCAACAGCCACUAGCUGCAGCUGAUGGUGUCAAACCAGGAGUCAGCGCAGCAGUGAAGAGAAUCCCCAGACCAGGAACCCCUGCCAGACCAGAGAGUGCCCCCUGCAAAGUGACUGUGAAACACACCACCAUUGGGCAAACACAGGUUCUUUCCCUCUCCGAUUCACCACUUACACAUGCUGAGGGCCCCCAGACUGUUGUCAAACCCCAGGUAUUGAUGGUGAAACACGAGGAUCACCCUCUCAACACUGACACCAGCACUGGAGCAGCUGGAAACAGCAAUUCUGAUCAGACGUUGUUACAGCAGAUCACUGGAGACUCUCGCACCAUACCAGCCAUCUCAGGAGCACAAGAAGCCUCUGUGAUGAGUGAAUUAAAGAGCACAGUGUGGGAGGAGGGACAGCUGGAUGAGCUUCACAAGCAGGCAUUUUCACAACAGAUACCAGCAGAACACAAACAAACCACUACGGACCAACUUUCUAUCAUAGCUCAGCCUUCUGAGGCUUCAACCCAGCUCACCCUCACACAGGAAAUGGUUGACUUUGCAGGAUCUCAACCUAGCAUGGACUACUUCCCAUUCAAUGAUGAUGACAUGACCCAGGACAGCAUUGUGGAAGAGCUAGUACAAAUGGAGGAGCAGAUGAAGCUCAAGGGCCUGUUCACUGACUGUGUUGAUGUGUCUCUACAAGGCCAGUCAGCCAGCAGUCAAGGUUCCAUUCUCAAUGCUCACCAGUCUGGCACUGCCUUCUACCACUCUACCCACAGCAGCACAACUCCCGUCCAAACUCCCACGCCAACACCAACCCCAACUCCCACCCCUACAUCUGAAAUGGCACUUGGACAUACCAUAACACGAGAGAGCCCGUGCUCUCGCAUAGCUCCCAUCACCCCUGUAGAUGGUGCCAUGGGUCGCCACACCCCUAUCAGUACUCCAUUGUCUAAUUGCAGUAGUAGUGUUCCCCCGAGCCCAGUGGAGUGUCGAAACCCUUUUGCCUUCACUCCCAUUAACUCAAGCAUAACAGGUUAUCAUGAUGCCAGCAUUGUUUCUAGUAGCCCUGUCAAGCCAAUGCAAAGGCCCAUGGCGACUCACCCUGACAAGGCCAAACUGGAGUGGAUCAACAACCGCUAUAACAACAGUGGUGGCCCUUUGUCCAACCAUAGCAUUGGCAUUUUGCCCAGCUACCAAGAUCUGGUGGAUGAUCAGUUCCGUAAGCCACAUGCCUUUGCCAUUCCUGGUCAAUCAUUUCAGGCUCAGUCGAGGCAGGAUGGUGCUCACUUUGGCCGUUUGACCCCCAUUUCCCCAGUGCAGCAGCAGCACCAACAACAGCAGCAACAGCAGAUGGUAACUGGUGUAUCUACCCCUACUAAACAAGAGAGUUUUGCUGUGCCUGCACCAUUAGACAACAAGGCUUCAACCUCAUCUGCUUCCACCACUUUCCGGUGCCGUAGUGUUAGCCCAGCAGUGCGCCAGAGGAAUUCCAGUGGCAAUGGCAAUAGUGCUCCAGCCACCAGCACUAACACCCUCACCACAUCCACCUCCACCACCACCCGUGCUGUUGUCUCUCCCUUUAACUCUCCUAUCACCUCUGAAGUACUCAGCAUCUUGUCCAACAGCCAGACAGUCAGCUCUGUCCACAGCAUGGUCCAGCGUAGCCAGUCUGUACCUCUGAACAUCAUGAUGCAGAGUGAGAUGCUGCCUGUGCAGGGUCAGAGCAACACCACCAAAAUCACCAAUGUACUUCUCAGCAAGAUGGAAGCUGACGGGGAUGAGUCUGUUCGUGGCCUGGGCAUAAACAACCUCCCCUCAAACUACACAGCCCGUAUGAAUCUCACGCAGAUCCUGGAGACCACCCCUGGCUUCUCAGGAGGAACUGCCCACCAGACACAGCUGCCUGUCAACUCCAGCCCUGCUGCCUUUGAGAUCCAACAGCAUGGCUACCUCACCACUAGCAGUGGAGACCAGGUGAGUUUCUCCACCGGAGACAGCCAAGCACAAGUGGGCCCUGGUGACCAAGACCAGCAGGAGCUCCAGGAGAACCCUGUGCAGACACAGCCACAGCUCCUUCUCCAGAGCACGCAGCAGCAGGAGGUGGAGGAUGAACAACAACAGCUGGAUUUCAACAACACUGUCAAGGACUUGUUGGGGGAUGAUGGGCUCAACCCCAGUUCCCAGUUGGUGGGUCAGGUAGCAUCAGAGCUCAAUGCUGUGGCAUCUGACUUCUCAAAUGACAUCAGACUCACCUCUGAUCUGUCCAGUAGCAUCACUGACCUUAACACAUUGGACACCAACCUGCUGUUUGACCCCAAUCAGCAGCAGGAACAAUAUGAAGACUCAACACUGGAAGAACUGAAGAAUGACCCGCUUUUUCAACAGAUAUGCAGUGAUACUGUGAACUCUGGUUUUGACUGGUUAGAAAGUAAAGACCAGCCUACUACAGUUGAAAUGUUGGGCUAAUCUUAAUGCUCUUUAAUUUCUUAUCCCUGUAGUUUGUUUGGUGCAUAUGUAGUAUAUCCGUUUUUAAACAAUAGUUUGUUGGGAUUUGUCUGGACUUUGCCAUUUGUCCUGAUAAAAGUGCCAGGCUCACCAGAUAAUCUCUCCUACUGAUGUUUAGGUAUUUCUCUCCUUUAUCAUUUGUCACAGUAUUUUCAACUCUUUUGUCCCUCAUCUGAUAUGAAAAAAAAACUGUAGGCAUUUUAUGUAAAUGAGUACUUGAUGGCCACAAGAACUUUCAAAGAGCAGAUUACUAUGGUAUGUGAGUUGAAAGAAAAGUAAUCUUCCAUAUUAUAAUCAAUUAAUAAUGCAAUAUUUGUAUUUAAAGAUACAUUUAAUGAAAGCGAGACUGAGAAAAUUUGGCACAAAAGACUUCACCAAAAAAAUAUGCUAUUGUAUACUGCUUCAGUGUGUGCAAUUCAAGUUCUGCGUGCACAUGAUAGUUGUAGUACAUCUGCCUGCCAUAUCUAAAUAUUAAAAAGGGUAGCAUUGCAUGCUACCAGGUGCUGAGUUUAUGACAUAAACUUUAUACUUUAUCAUAUACCAAAUCAGUGGAAUACUGAUCACAUCUGAGCAUUGUUCAAGAGUGAAACUUUCUUAAAGCCUAUACUUGUACUGUUUAAAAUCUUAAUAAAAAAAAAGGGGGAGUUGAUGAAAAAGCAAGGACAAGACAGGUAUUCAGGCCACCUAGUGGAUAAUACAUUUAAAGGAAUCAACAACUGGCUGCCUUAUUUCCAAAGUCCAAGGCCUUAUGCCAUCUGUAGAGAGGAACUGUACAUAGUAUGAUGAUGAGGUGUCUUCGGAACCAUCCAGAGCUUAAUCAUAACAAGGCAGCUGUUACUCUGAUAUUUUAAGUACUAUUUCUUAUUCUGUUUUUAAUUGUUGUUUUGCAGUGUUACAGUAUAGAUGCAUAUUGUAUAGGCUAAAGACCACACUGUGUGUGCCCUUGUCAGUAAUGUAUUUAGAGGACUAUGAUAUGGUAUCAUUUUAUUAAACCCAUGGCAGGCACACUUUCAGUCAGGUUUUUUUUUUUUUUUUUUUUUUUUGCAUGCUCUACUCUGAGCUUGGAGAAGAAUAUCAGUGGUAUGGAGAAGGCUCAUUGACACAGAAGGCUAGAGGCUAAUGUGCAUUGGUGUCAUCUUGAGCUCAAGAUGAAUGAAAUUGCUCAAGGAGAUCCAGCCUUAUUUCCAUACCAAAGAUGUCCUGCUUGACAAAAGAGAUUAUUACACGUGCACUCCUAGUAACCAUUACCAACAGGGAAACAAGCGGCCUCUGAGAUGGUCAAAUGUUUUUCUGCAAUUGACAAAAACAUUUAAGUUGCGUAAAUCUCAUGUAAAGUAUGUAAAUUUAUGAAAUGGUCAUUGUCCUAUGUUUUAUAGGUAACCAUGGACCUGUAAGCAUGUUGAAUCCAUCACUGCUAGCCAGGUAGGCUAUGUGGUAAAGUAGGAUGCUUGUUUGAGUUUUUGGCUAUUCUCAAUGUUGUAUGAGUCAUGUUAAAGCGCCAUCUGUAAAUAGGAUAGAUUCAUAGAGAUUUGAUGUGUCCAGACACUAUAUUAUGGCCAUUAAUCUAGUUAAGUAUGUGCCAUUGGGAGAAAAAAGAAAGAAAAAAGCUUACCAGAUCUAUAGUUGGCAAGAUACUGUAUGUUGUGUGUUACAUUUCUGGCUCAGUGUGUCGUAAAAGUAAUACUGUCUGGUCUCGCUUGCUGAUAUUUUUUUCCUUUCUUUUUAUGUUCAAAGAUAAGUCUGCAGUUGCAGAAGUGAUGUUGUGGUUUGAGCAGGAUCAAUAGCAUGGUUUAAUGGGGAGGAAAGUUGUGAUAUUGUUAGCUGGUUGCGAACAUCUCUGUGACAGACAUUGUGCUCGACGCCUUUCAGCAGACACUGGAAAAAAAGCUCAUGUUUUAGCAAACUUUGGAGGUUCACAUUAUUGCACUAAAUUUUUGACACAUGGCUUGGCCCCAUCUUUAUGGACAAAUACAGUGAUGGAUGCCCGCAAAAGAUAAAUAAAUAAAAUUUAAAAAUAUAUAUAUUUUAUAUGAUGAGAUGAGUAAGGAAAUGAUUUGUCAGAAAAUGACUAAUUGUCUUGUAGCAAAAUGUGCAUUAAUCUCAAUGAGAUACACAUUCUUACUCAUUCUCAUACAUGAGAAUAUAAAGCAUCGAGGGGUGGGGGAGUUCAAUUAAUCUUUGAAAGCCUACAUGUUUAUUAUGUUGAUAAAUGAUUGUACACACGCAUGUGUGACGAAUUCUGACGUUCUUUGUGUUCUUAGUGACCACUGUCAUCUGUGAUUUGGGCAGGUUCUGUUAACCAAACUGGCAGUGCUAGUUUCAUGAAUUAUUUUCAUUAUGUACUGUUUACUAAGUUAACUGUUCUGUAUGUUAUGUUGACAACUGUUCCAUGUACAUUUUUACUUUUUGCUAAAUGCGUUUGUGAAGAACCAUUGAUAUUUUCUUAAUUUGUGUUCUUUACCAAGAAGGCACUGAUAUUUGAAAUUGAAGGAAAUGCACCUGUUACACAUACAGGAACUCCAUCAAGCAGUGACUGAUUCUUUACCUUUGACUGACCCAGACCCAACUCUGUUUGACUAUGUUCUCCAUUUCUACCAGUAGAAAAAAAAUUAAACCUCCUCUGUGGUGUUGUCUGGUGUACCGCUUAAUGUACAGUAGCUUGUUAAUAUUGCAAACGCGUUGUUUCUUUUUUCAAUGGAAAGUACUCACUGGUGAGAUUUUUAAAGUGGUUUUAAAAGCCAAUAAACUUUUGUAAA